AUGCUGUUUUCGUGUGCUCCAUCGGAGUUGGUGGCCUACACUUUGGAGACCCUCUCGCUCUCGGGUCAGUUUGGAUUAACCUUGGCUGAGCUCUGGCAAAAGAUUGCAUCUAAGCUAGGCCUGAGCGAAUUGGAUCUCUUUCAACAACAAGUGAUAUGGCAGUGGUUGUUUUUCUCCAAAUCCCAAGAUCAAAUCGACUUGUACGUUACCAAGGAUAAGCAGAUCUUGCCUAUCCUACCCAAUUAUGCUGACUUCAUAAGCUCCCACGGACCAGAAGGUGAUGUCAGCAUUCUCCCAACUGCUGAUACUCAAUGGAAGUACCUAACCGGUUUGGAGGCAUCCAAGAAGCUCAAAGCCCAGUUGGGUGAGAAGCCGUUCCAGCUUCUCUGUGAGAUAGCUAGACACGGAGCUGAAGGUAUAAUCUCUCCUGAUCUUUGUAAGGCUACUGGCCAGGAUCCAAGAUCCCUUCCUUCACGGUUCAAGAGACUUUCAGAAAUGGGGUUUAUCAUCCGGAAAAGCAUUUAUCACGAGAAAACUCGCCAACAUACGAGCUUGCUCGUGCACACCAAGUUCAGUGACGAAAAGACGCCGUUACAGUCCGAGGAGUUUCAAAGUUCGAGGAGUACAAACAUGUUGAGACAAUUGAUCGUGCAGUCAGUCCGUGAUGCUCCAAAUAACUUGAGAGGAUUCAACGAUUUAAAGAAGGAGCUUAAUUUGAACAGCAAUAAGUCGAACUCCAAGUUUUUUGGGGCCAUUGUUGAAGCAUUGCAUAAAAGUGGAUAUGUGGAAAAGCUCAUGGUCAGAUCAGCUGAGGAUGAACGAUUGGUGUACUCAAUUAAAUUCUUGAAAGAUUUACCUAAAGACAUGAUCAACAGUUCGGAUUACGUGGAUAUGUUGAACUCGUUCGACAAUGUGGAAGACGAUUUCUUCGAAGAAAAGGAUGAGGGAAAGGAAAAAUAUCCCUUGGUGAACAGUAUUUAUCCAAUUUCCAGUCAGAUCCACCAGCAAAUAUCUUCGACGCGAGAUGUCGGAAUCACCUCUAAGAAUAUAGUGACCAAUCUUAGUGGAACUGCGGGCUAUAGGCCAUGGACACGUAUCCUCGAUUCGAUGUCAAGUUAUGUUGUUGAUGGUGAGUCGUUGGCGCCGCUUAAAACAAGCGAAGACAAGUACAAUGAUAUUUGUAUUAUCAGAGCCUAUGAUGUGGAAGGAAAGUAUAAAUUCUACAGGUACUAUACUCGGGACCAAUACCCAGCAUUCCCGGCAAAAAGCUGUCGGAACAAAAGAUCCAAUCUUUCUAAAGUACAAAAUAAGCCAAUAGCCAAGUUGAACACGCUAUACUUCAAAACGUUGGGGAAAGCACCUCCGGGAGAUUUGCUCAAGAAAAAGAAGCGUCAAAAUCUCGGUCAGUUGGCCUCGGAAAAUUCUAAAAAGUCGAAACAUGUAGAUGAGUUACAAAGAAGCUUGAGGCGGAGAGAAUCACCUAUUCAGCAAGCCACGAGCCUGAAGAAUGAACCUGCCCUAGACAUCAGUUUGGAAUAUGAUCGUGACUCAAGUAUUGAUAUUUCGACACCGGUUUCAUUUCAUGAGGUCAAAGCUAUUAUCCCUGACAUUGGUACUCAGGUGAAAAGAGUCAGAAAACUGAUGGCAAAACCUGUUCUUGCAACAUCUCUCAAAGGACAAAAGCGUAGAACUAGCUUGUUGGACAUAGUGAAAGAUCUUGGAGGUGUAACUUAUACAACUGCAAAGCUCAGAAGAAUGCUAGACGAGCGGCUUGGAAGCUCUACUUUUACAGAUAACAAGACGUUGGCAAGGGACAUCUCCAUUUUGAUAUCCUCAAAGGAUUUGGAGGUUCAAAAUAUUUCCUAUGAAAGAGCCGGAAAAAUGGUCAAUAGGAAAUUGCUCAUUUUGACCGAUCCCAAGCUCAGGCCAUCAGCAGAGUUAAUUGAAGAAUCAAGAGAACGAUGCUUGCAAGAUCAUGGGAACAAAGUAUCUCAGCCUCUUGCUAAAAGAAGAAUUAUUGAGAGUGAGGUGACCCUUUACCAGGGUACGCCUUCUCGUUCAAGAAAACCUAGAGGCAAAGGGAGAUUGGACUCUUUGGGUGAUGAAUCUACAAUGGCUUCUAUUCCUGCGAGAAGGAAAAGAAAAACACAAAACGUCGAGAUCCCAUUGUCAACUCUGGAAGAGAACAGUGUCAAGACAGAAGCAGAUGACUCGACAAUGCCUUCAUUAGUUUCCAAAAAGCACAGAAGAAAAUCAAAACCAAUUAGGAGAUCAGGAGAGAAGAGGGCUCAGCAUCCACCCCGGAGGUUUAGGACUAGUCAAAAGUUCGAUAAAACUGAUGCCACCACUUUGUUUAGAGCUGUGGUUAUUUCAAAGACUUUCACGAGAAGUUCUAUCGAUUUCGCUCAAAUUGCAUUGUUGUUUGAUGGCAUGGAUUCCAAGACCAUCAAACAGAAAUGGACGGUAGUUAGAAAGCUGGUAGGUGGUUUGCAAGCAGUGUUGAAAGGGGUGGAGUCUUUCGAACACAUUGUGAUGAAGGGUAUAGAAGAUGAAUUAGUCUCUACUGAUGAUCUUGAAAAUGUGAAGUUUACCUUCUUCUUGGAUUUGUGGAAGGAUAUGGACAGUUCUGUGCUCGAAAUUUCUGAUAAAAUGCCUUUGUUCAACCACUCGCAGGAUAAUCAGGAUGAGUAUUCAAUUGUUGAUGCACAUGAUGUCCAGCUGGAUCUAUUCGAACAACUUGAAGAUAACUCGAUGAGGCAAAAGGACUCGAUUUUGUCCGGAAUUACUUUCUUUGUCAGUGAUUCUACUGAAAUAAUUCCACCAGAAAAUGAUGAUUUAAGGACCGUUUUGAAAGCAAUCUUCACUACUCCUGAAGAGAGCUUUAGUGCGAGCAGAGUUAAGCAGAUAUUGGAUCAGUUUGGUGAUGAGGCCACACACAGCGCAUCAUCUGCAUUAAUCAAGGACAAAGAAAUGAUCUAUUAUGGAUCCGAUGACUCAAACAGCAGAUUUGUGUUGACAGACAAGGUGCAUAAUGCUUUGAACCUGAAGUUGCCAUCAAAAUUUUUGAAUCAAGCCGCUCAAUUCGCUGACAAUAUAGGGGCUAUUGCAGAAGCUAACAAGGGCCUUAUCAUUUCAGAGAAUGUUCUUAAUGGGCAUAUGGCCCCUCUAUUAACAUUCUUGGCCUCUGAUGAAGCAACAAUACUUCAUAUUGACAAAACUUACCAGUUUGAUGGGUAUGAAUCGAGACUCAUUGACAAAGAUAAACUAGCAUGUGAUGUUGUUCUCUUGACUAAGAAUCGAACCGCAAGCACAAAAAUCCAAAAAAUUCCGGUACCGACUGGAAAAGCAUGUUCUCAUAUCUGGCUCGAUAUGAAUGGAUGCAUCAACGAGCAAAUGUGGACCAAGUUAAUUAAUGCUGUUCUUGUAUAUGUCCACUUCAGGCCAGGAAUCCCCCAAAAAGCUAUCUUCUCGAAGAUGCAAACUAUUUUGGGGUUGAAUGAUUUCAAAUCCGUGAUCCAGUGGCUCGUGGAUAGCCAGAGUUUACGUAGGGGAUCUUUUGAUGGAUGCUGGACAAACCAAAAUUGGUACUCUACGAUAGGAUUUUAG
Suhomyces tanzawaensis NRRL Y-17324 is the source of this 3606-nucleotide messenger RNA. Its product is annotated as transcription factor TFIIIC subunit. The coding region runs from base 1 to 3606 and encodes 1201 amino acids. Gene Ontology annotation, cellular component: transcription factor TFIIIC complex. Gene Ontology annotation, molecular function: DNA binding. The record is from RefSeq and is a predicted model, not a curated record. The transcript has a single exon. NCBI's taxonomy places the organism in Eukaryota, Fungi, Ascomycota, Pichiomycetes, Serinales, Debaryomycetaceae. Gene Ontology annotation, biological process: 5S class rRNA transcription by RNA polymerase III; transcription initiation at RNA polymerase III promoter.